UGUCCAAAUGUAUUAACCAUUCAAUCUAUUAAAAAAAAAUGGUUAAGUGAAAGUUAUAUUUUUAAAUACAAAAAUUUGAGAAAUGAAAAAUUAAUUUUUUUUUCAAAAUCUAAAUAUUCGAACCCGAUCCGAAUUAACGGAACCCGAACUAAAAAUACUUGAACCCGACCCAAAGUAGAGAAAUACCAGAACGGGUUCUAUACCUCUAUACCGAAAUACCCGAAAAUCCGGAAUACCUGACCCAAAUGCCCACCCUUACGAGUUCGGUUCGGAUCUUUUCGGGUUCGGAUUCUUUGGAUCCUGGAAAUUUGGACCUAUAUAGGUACAUAUAAUUUUCCGUACCGGUUUCGGAUCAAGUUUUGUUGGGUCUGGAUCGGUUCGGAUCUAUAAUUUUAAUAUCCGUAAAUUAUCUGUAACUUUUGGGUAUAUUUUAGAUCCAGAUCGGUUCAGGUAUUUAGGAUCUAAAAAAACAUAAAAUACCCAAACUGGACCCGAAACCCGAAAACUAUAAAAAUACCUGAAAACCCGCAAAAAUACCCAAAAAAUUAUCCUAAAUCAUAUCCAGAAACCCAAAAAAUACCUGAAUUUUACCCGAAUACCAAAACUAUAUUUUCUGAAAAUUUAAAAUUUUACCCUAAAUCUAAAAUUAUACCCAAAAACCCGACCCCAAAACUUUAAAAAAUACCUGAAAUAUCAAAAAUAUACUCAGUUACCCAAAUAUACCCAAUAUAUACAAUAAUUUACAGGUACUUCGGAUAUUCAUUUGGGUCCCGGAUAGGAUCCGAAUCCGAACCGAAAUCUGCGGGUCUAAAAAACCAACAAAUACUUUAGCAUGGACCCGGAUCCAAAUCUGUAUUUUUAGAUCAGUUUUGGUUCGGGUCUUCGGAACCGGGUAAAAUGUUGAGACAAGUGCAGUUCUCCUGCGCGUGCAGUUCUCCCGUAAUACAUUCACCAUUCACGUUUUUUUGUUUGCAAAAGCAGUUUAAGCGGGAGAUCUGCAUGCAUUUCAAUAUUUUUGUAUUUUUGUGGAAAAAAACGGGAGAUCUGCAUGCAAAUCUCACCCGCUAACAUUUGGUGGUGUUGAUGUACUUUUUUUUCUUUUUGAUAAUAAAUAAUUUUGUUACAAACACUUAACUUUAAAAUAUAUUUAUCUGAUUUUAUAAAUAAUGUACAAUGAUUAGCUCAGACUAUAUAGUUUACACUAAUACUCUUUAUGUUGUUUUAAAAUUAUAAACGUGACGUUCAAUCACUGUCAAAACACAACAUUUUCAAAGAAAGAAGAUAUAAAUCUUCCUACAUAAAUAUCAACAAGGGUAAGUAGUUAAUAUUUUUUUUAUGUUUUAAAAUAGUUAAUAUAUAGGUAAAUGAUUGAAAUUUUGUAAAUCUAUUGAGAGAAAACAAAUUUAAAUGAAAUCUUAACCGAGAACAUGUUUUUAUUGAGUUUUACGAUCAAAUAAUUUUCAUGACUAAUUACCGUUUCAAAUAUCUUACACCCACUGGUAGAGAGUUUACCGGUGGUAAAUUUAACCAAAAGUUCAAUAUUAGUGUAACCUACCGGUUCUCUCAAAAAAAAUCUUGAUCACCUAAAAAUAAAAUAAAAGAAGUAUAAGUAGCUUAUAAAAUAUUUACAGGCAUUUUGGUUGAUCCUAUAACAUCUAAGAUAUUUGUUUAGAUAUCUAGAUGUAAUUUUUAUUGUUUUAAUAUAUGAUCUAUAGUUUUAAACUGAUUUUGUCAUUCAUAAGUUAUAAUAAAUUAUUUGAUCGAUUUGAUAUGUUUCUCUCCUACAUGAUCCGCUUGAUCUGCACUUGUCUCGCUUGAUCUAUUGUUUGAUCUCCAUAAUCUGCUUGAUGUGCAUGAUAUUCAUUUACCAUUUGAAGCCUUAAAUGGAUUAGUUGAACGCGGACUGGACGUCUUAAAUAUCUAAUAGAAAAUAAGUAUUCAAUAAAUAUAGUGAAAAGAAACAAGCUCUACAUAUAAUAAAUAGAGUAGAGUUCUUAAAACCUUCGGAAGCUUCUGAACAUGGCGAAUAAACGUUUCUUCAAGCCUUUUCUUCUUGGCUUCUACACCUACUUGACAAUUCCUGUAGCCUUCUUCUUGAAGUAUAUAGAAGGAACAAAUGAGCACCAUACGGCGAAGCUGAGAUCAGACGCGUCAAUGAUAACCUGGCAAGUGAAAAUAGAAGAUGGCAAGAAACUCACUGAAGGUUGGAAAGAGUUCGCUCUUGCACACGAUCUCCGUAUCGGCGACAUUCUCAUUUUCAGACAAGAGAAAGACAUGGCUUUCCAUGUAACACUCUUGGGACCUAGUGACUGUGAGAUUCAGUAUGAGUCGUGUUCAGAAGAGGAGAACAACCUCGGGAAGAUUCCAAAGAAAAUGAAUUCAAAAAGAGAAGCAGAGUCUUCUUCUUCACUAGAUCCAUCUUGUUUUAAGACUAAUAUAUGGCCUUCGUCCCUACGUUAUGACACAUUGAACCUUCCAAAGAGUUUUGUGAGGGCGAAUGGUCUAGAGACAAGCUGUGGAGGAGAGAUUGUUCUGAUGAAUGAAAAGGGUAGACCAUGGACUUUGGUUUUAAAACAAAAGCUAAGUGGGACUACUUACAUCAGACGUGGGUGGAGACGUUUCUGUAUUGCCAAUAGGCUUAAAACUGGAGGCGUCUACACUUUCAAACUAAUCCAAAGUGGGAGAACUCCGGUUCUUCUUUUGUCCUCUAAAGAGUCAGAGUCAGAGUCAGAAGAAAGAAACUUCGAGAAGAUCCAGAGGAAGAAAGCAGAGUCUUCUUCACUAGACCCCUCUUGUUUUGUGGCUAAUAUCUCGCGUGCAACCCUACGUUAUGACACACUGGGUCUUCCAAUGAAAUUUUCAAGGGAAAAUGGUCUAGAGGCAAGAUGUGGAGAGAUUGUUCUAAUGAAUGAAAAGGGUAGAACAUGGAAGCUAAAUCUGAAAAGAAAGAGAUCAUGUGGAACUAUGUAUAUCACACAAGGGUGGAGAAGUUUCCGUAGUGCCAAUGGACUUAGAGCUGGAAGUUCUUCCACUUUCAAACUGAUCAAAAGAGGAGGAACUCUGGCUCUACGUUUGUCAUCUAAAGAGACUGAAGAAGAAGAAGAAGAUUGCUCAUUAAAAGCUAUUGAAGUGGAGUCUCUUUCCACAGAACCAGAAAGCGAUGAAGAGAGCAGCCAAGAUGACGAAAAAAUCAAGAAACAUAGAUCGACAUGGAAAGCUUCAUCUUCACAAUCCCAAAACCGAUUUGUGACACUAACGCUUAGACCUUUCAAUCUUGAAAAGUAUUCACUGUUUCUUCCUUUACGCUUCACCAGGUGGCACGGCAUCAAUGAGGAAACUAAAAUGAGACUGUUGGACAAAAAGGGUGUCAUGUGGUCUACGGAUCUGCGGGCUGGGAAAAUUAAUAAUGAUAAGAUAAGAUUGGUGGGAGGUUGGCAAGAAUUCUUCAAAGCUAACUGUGUGAAGACAGGUGAAUCGAUCAUGUUAAAGCUGAUAUGGGAAGGAGACAAGAGAUGUGUCCUCAAGUUCUGCUCUAAGGUGAAGCAUGAAACCAAAUGAAACUGUAUCUUUGUACUAUGUUUUAGCUUUUUUAAUUUCCUAUGACGAAUUAAAAUGAAUCAACGUUUGGCCUUUUUGAU
This is a messenger RNA of Brassica napus (rape), 3638 nucleotides long. Its product is annotated as B3 domain-containing protein REM14. The coding region runs from base 2020 to 3558 and encodes 512 amino acids. The record is from RefSeq and is a predicted model, not a curated record. Gene Ontology annotation, molecular function: DNA binding. The transcript is spliced from 7 exons. NCBI's taxonomy places the organism in Eukaryota, Viridiplantae, Streptophyta, Magnoliopsida, Brassicales, Brassicaceae.